AAUCCAAAAGGACUUUUGCAAUCUUCCACAUUUAGCCCACACUAAUCCUCUAAAACCCAACAGGCAUACUCUUAUCUCUCUCUAAAAUCCCACUCCGCCGCUUCCUGUUCCCACCUCCACUCCUCUCUAAAACCUCCACAGAAACCAAAACCAAAACCACCACCAACAUCACCACCGCCAUUUGGAGGUGCUUUCCGAUCACAAACAAAAAAAAUUAAAAAUUAAAAACCCACCCCCUCCCCUUUCAUCCAUAAGCAAAUGGCGGCCACACCUACCUCAGAAAUGGCGGACGGACCCGUCCUCAGCCUAAUCACCAAACGCCUUCGCGCUCUCAAGAAGAAACACAACCGAAUCCUCCAGAUGGAAGAGUCCAUCGCUCAAGGCAAGCCUAUCAACAAAGAACAAGAGGACUUCCUCCGUUCUAAACCCUCUGUUUCCGCAGCAAUUGACGAGCUCGAGAAGCUCCGCCAGCCUCUCUCCAUCGCUGUCUCGGAAGAAAUUGAGCUCGCUGCUCAUCGACUCAACCCUAAAUCUGACAGCACAGUUGUUCCGGAAGCAAGUGAUGAAAUGUUGGAGGAUCUGUUGCACUUGUUGUAUUUUGGGUCGUUGUUUGAUGUCAAGUCACAGAACGAUUUCACUGCCACCAUGUUGACUCGGACACAUGAAAGAGGUUGUUGCUUGACUUAUGAUUAUGUCACUGAUGAUGCCACGGAUCUGCUUGGCGAGAGGGAUUUGGAUAUGAUAUCUAUGUUGGGUGGUUUAUUGAUUUCGCGUCCCGGCAAUACUAGCUUAUCUCAUAAGAAUGCUUUGCAGCGUUGUAUGGAGCACGCGAAGUUGUGGCUGGCUAAUUCAGACCAACCUAUUGAUUCCACCGCUAAUGUUUCCUAUGCUGAAUUGAGGGAGAGGCUCAACAAGAUCAUGGCUUCCGAUUAUUUUACUACCACACCGGAGAUGAAAGCUCCGGUGGAAGUGGCUGCUGCUGCUGGCAAUUACGUGCCUUUCCAGGUUCCUUUCUCAGUUCCAGUACAAGUGGAUGACUCCGUUGCACAAUACCAGCCAAAGGAACAAGAGACAGAAAAUUUCCAACACGAGACUGGUGAUAAUCAGUCUACUCCUACUGAGGAAUCUCAGAAGGAUGAACAGGAGACUGGAAAUCCAGCAGAAGUUGUCCUAGAUCAAGAAGAGCAAGACAAGCCAUUGACAGAAGUAGGAGUAGAUCAUAAUCAGAGAGAGCUGGAGCCUGAGCAACAAUAUGUCAAUCGAAGGAACUACCAGAACCAAAGAGGUGGUCGUGGUGGUGGCAAUGGCGGUCGUAGGGGCUAUUCAAAUGGCCGUGGUGGUCGAAGUGGUUCUAGAGGAGGUGGUGGCUACCAAAAUGGCCGCAACCAAUAUUAUGAUCAACCCGGAAACUUUCAGCAGAGGAACUACUAUAAUAAUCGAGGAAGGGGUGGCAGAGGUGGUGGGCACACUUAUAACAACCACGGUUCGACAGGUCAAGGUGGUCCUGCCGCUGCUGAUGUUGGGGUGGCUUCAUGAUGGCACUCAUUGUGUGUCCAUAGGGUGUCAAGUUCCCAGUUUUAUAGGUGGGUGGCGAAAACAUUUCUUUUGCUUUGUGUGAGAAACUUGUCAUGAAUGCAGGUUAAUGUUGAUGGAUAGACACUCGCCCUCUUUUUGUAGCCAGCCAGCGAACUUUCUAUUUAAAACUUGAAGAAAAUGAAGUUCAACUUGAUUUGCUAAAAGGGGGUUAAUUAGCGAAACAUUUAGCCGCUUCUUGUUGAUAAACUUGACUAGUGCUGAUUAGGUUAGGCAGGCUUUUAUGGCUAAUGUAUGGUUCAAGUGGUGCAUCUGGUCUGGUUUAUUAGCCAGAUCUGGAAGGUUUAUUGUUAUUUGACUAUAGUCGACUAGCUGCCCGCUUUGAUUGAUCAGUGAAUGUGAUCCUCCUUUUAACCUUUUUUUUUCA
This is a messenger RNA of Populus trichocarpa (black cottonwood), 1960 nucleotides long. RefSeq lists its product as uncharacterized. Bases 259 to 1536 code for a protein of 425 amino acids. The transcript has 4 exons. The record is from RefSeq and is a predicted model, not a curated record. NCBI's taxonomy places the organism in Eukaryota, Viridiplantae, Streptophyta, Magnoliopsida, Malpighiales, Salicaceae.